This is a messenger RNA of Paramuricea clavata, 1016 nucleotides long. NCBI's taxonomy places the organism in Eukaryota, Metazoa, Cnidaria, Anthozoa, Malacalcyonacea, Plexauridae. The record is from the annotation of a GenBank genome assembly.
AUGCAAGAACAGAUAGAACGUGAGUUACAAGAUUUGCGGGACCAAGUGGAGUAUUCUCAGUUAGAAGCCGAACUUUUGGCAGUCGAUCAGGCAGACGAAAGAUAUAGUGACUGCGGAAGCAUGCGUAGUUUAUCAAAGGCUGUAGCUGGUAACAGGGUUAAUAUGAAGGUAGACGUAAAAAAUUCGACACCACAGGACAGAGCUUUCUACAAGACAGAUCACCCCUCAACUCGGCCUGAGUUAGUCAAAUCGCCACCCGAAUCAGUGGUCGAUAGCAAGCAAGGGAUUGCGUCCCUUUCUGAGAAAUGCAAUGACACGGAGCCAUCUUCACCCGAGUUUAAACCAAGCGUUGACAAAACUAAACCUGAUUUAACAACUACAUUACUCGAAAUGAAUCUGCAAUUGGUUAGUGCCAUGAAGCAGGGAACCGAAACAACCACCGUUAUGAAAGCCAUGUUACAGCGGCAAGGGAUUCCGAAACCCCAGCCAAUGAAAUUUAGAGGUGACCCUGCUCAGUUUCCUGUUUUUAAGAAGCGGGUGGAGGUUUGGUUAAACGAAAGAGAGUUUGAUGAAAGAGAAAAAAUAACUCGUCUUCUCAGUUUCGUAGAAGGUGAUGCUAGAGACGCAAUUGAACAUUGUGAACUGAAAUCAAACGGUUUUAGUCAAGCCAUGAAAAUGUUAGAGCCUCAGUAUGGUCAUCCUUCUAGCGUAGUCAAUGCAUCCCUAAAACGAGUCACGGUGGGUCCUCUCAUUGAAAGGGGAGACAACAACUCUCUCGCUAAGCUCAGAAAUAAUUUACGUUCCUGUUUAGAAGUCUUAAAGGACAAUGAGAAUUACAAACAGGAAAUUAAUGCAUCAUCUAACGUUGAGAGAGUUGUUGAUCGUUUGCCAAUGCACAUGCGGAUAGAGUGGGUAAAGAAUGUUCCAAAAAUUCGUCAUGAGACCAAAUUGAACCCCACAUUACAGCAUGUUCUAGAGCUAGUAGAAAGACAACUCAGAAUCAUGAACGGUCCCCA